Temnothorax curvispinosus is the source of this 811-nucleotide messenger RNA. RefSeq lists its product as uncharacterized. The record is from RefSeq and is a predicted model, not a curated record. NCBI's taxonomy places the organism in Eukaryota, Metazoa, Arthropoda, Insecta, Hymenoptera, Formicidae. The coding region runs from base 131 to 553 and encodes 140 amino acids. The transcript is spliced from 5 exons.
AUCAGUAAACCUUCCAAGAUCGCGUUUUAAUCUCGUUUCGAGCUCUCGUCCGGAGUAAAACGCUUUUUCUUGCUGCGUGCUUCUAGAUUUCUCCUUUUGGUGACCGCCGGAAGUUACUCGACGCUCCGCAAUGGGACAUUCGUUGAUGGCGACCUGCGUCCUCGUGGCCGCACUCGUGCUGCCGAGACUUAUUCACGGACGUCCUGCGACCAACGAUGGGUCGGUCUUGAGCAUGUUGGAGUCACGUGUCUCGAAGCCGGAGAAUUUCUCAGAACCAAAAGCGAUCUCGCCGCUCAUGGUGCAAGAAAAUCUAUCGAUCCCAGCUAAAUCUCGACAAAGACGUCUGUCGGAUCAAAGGCGAGCUGAGCUGGAGGCGCUGGUGACUUUGUCGAAAAUCAAUAGCAAGCGGUCGCUGACCACGCGAAGAAGCGGGCUACUGGAUCCGAUGAUAAUCGGCCGGCGACGACGUUUCGCGAUGGACCAAGCUCCUACCGAAUUGGUAUCUAUCAAAGCGAAGUACACCGGAGAUCCUGCGUAUUCUCGAAUUAGUUGAGUAGACCGCCCGAUAGAGCGUCCGACAAAUGAAAGACUGCAUAUUAUAUCGCGAGGGAUGAGCCUAGCACGUAAAAGAGGACACCGUUUCGGGGAAACAGCUACUUAGGAGUUAGCGAAAUCGCGGAACGAGGAUUAUAUUUUAUAGCGACAUGGGGGUGCAUGAAGAAUACCAUAGACUUCUUAGAUUAAAAUCCAUGAAUAUUAUAUAAGUUGAUUGGAAAAAAAUAUGUAUGUAGGCAUUUUAAUUUGUAAUUUU